Fonsecaea nubica is the source of this 819-nucleotide messenger RNA. RefSeq lists its product as hypothetical. Lineage: Eukaryota; Fungi; Ascomycota; Eurotiomycetes; Chaetothyriales; Herpotrichiellaceae. The record is from RefSeq and is a predicted model, not a curated record. The transcript has a single exon. Bases 1 to 819 code for a protein of 272 amino acids.
AUGCUUGACCCACUCACGUCCCAGCGACCACCGACGGUCACGGAGAUGCCAUACGAUGAAAGCGUCAUGUUUACCAUAUCCACGUUUAUCCCUUAUAUCGGUUGCAUCCUCUUCGCACUAUACCAGCUGAUAUUCCGAUUCGAUCCUACAAGCACCCUCUUCAUGCUCGGCGGAUCGCUGUGCGUGGUGCUGGACCCAUUGAUCAACGCGCUCGGGUGCUGCUAUUUCGCCAAAACCGACUUGAUAUUGCACGCCCAUGAUGGUCGGCCGAUCCCUUGGUUCAUGUUGGCCUCGUACGGCACAUUCAACGGCGGGUUUGGAUACUGGUGGUUCACCAAAUUCCGGAGCCAAAAGACACCCAUGACGGCCCGCAGCGUGUGGAAGCUGUGGGCAUUUGCCUACGUCUCGAAUCUGUUCCUGGAGUACCCAGUCAAUCAAUGGGGUCUGCAGUCAUACUUUGGGUUUCAACCCUUCAAAGUACUCGGAAUGCCUUUGUGGUUUCCCGCGAUCAACUCGACAAUGCCAAUUAUAGCGGCUUCUAUAAUCAACGUUCUAACAAAGGCCGAAGUCUUGAAGGGUUGGAAGAAGCUUGCCAUCAUCUUGAUCAUCCCGUCGGCGGAUAUUCUGGCAAAUGGGGCAAUGGCCUGGCCAGUCUGGAUUGCCCUAGCGGUGGAUGAGGGAUACCAUAUUUCCUACCCGAUGGGAGUUGUCACUUUUGUCUUGGUCGCAAUCUCUCUGACGCUCGUUGGCUUGCAAUUUGACGGCCCUGAGGGUUCGUCGAACAAAAGUAACGGCAAACAGAAUGGCAAAGCCAGGUGA